AUGGGUCAAGGGCAAUCUACGAACAAUGCCGCCGCCCAAGAAGACGUCCCAGCAAAAUCAGACUACUAUGACCUUCUUGGUGUCGAUCGAACUGCCAGCGAUGACGAAAUCAAAAAGGCCUACCGUCGCAAAGCACUCGAGUUACAUCCCGAUCGCAACUAUGGCAAUGUGGAACAUGCCACCAGGCUCUUCGCCGAAAUCCAGUCUGCCUACGAAGUCCUUUCCGACCCCCAAGAACGAGCCUGGUAUGACUCGCACCGAGAUGUUCUCCUCCGAGGGGACCAGGCCGCCGGGCCCGGCACCGACGAGUUUUCCUACAAUAUUCGCAUGACUACGACGGAAGAUGUGUUGAAGUUGAUGAUGAAGUUCAAUGGCCGGCUGGAAUACAGCAACGCCCCUAGUGGGUUCUUUGGCGGAUUGAACGACUUCUUCAAACAGCUCGCCCAAGAGGAAGACAUUGCGUGCCAAUGGGAAGCGCAAGAGCCGAUGGACUACCCUGAAUUUGGCCUGGACAACGAUGAUUACGAGGAUGUGGUACGGCCGUUCUACGCAGCCUGGAGUGGGUUUGCGACCAAGAAGAGCUAUGCAUGGAAGGAUCAAUACAGGCUGUCCGACGCCCCGGAUAGACGGAUCCGGCGAUUGAUGGAGAAAGAAAACAAGAAGCUGCGGGAGGACGCAAUUCAGGAGUUCAACGAAGCGGUCCGUUCGCUAGUUGCUUUCGUGCGAAAGCGGGACCCUCGAGUCCAGAACAACCAAAAGUCCGAGGCUGAGCGGCAGAGAGCGCUUCGUGAAGCAACGGCGGCACAAGCAGCCCGUUCGAGAGCAGCACGACAGGCGAAACUGCAGGAAUAUGAUACAGAGGCGAUUCCUGAGUGGGCUAAAUCGAGGGAUAGAGACGAGCAUGAAGGGGGGUUCACCAGCGAGUCCGAGGUGGAAGAACAUGAAUACGAUUGUGUGGUAUGCGAUAAAACGUUCAAAAGCGAGGCGCAGUUCAAAGCCCAUGAAAAAGGCAAGAAGCAUCUUAAGUUACUGAAGCAGUUACAGAAAGAAAUGCGCCAUGAAGGUGCAGAGCUCAAUCUGGACAGUCGAGAUGCAGAACCCGAUCCUCAAGACGCCUUGGUAGAGGAGCAGGAAGCGGACGAGACCCAGAAUGGGAAUCGAGCGGACGAUGCUCAUGAAGUGGAGGAUCUCUCCGAUCAUGGGUCUGACUACGCUGAGCAGCACCCACCGACAAAUGGUACGAUCAAUGCGAGGGGUAGCGGGGAAGUGUCUGAGGAUAUAUCGGACGAUGACUACGCUCCGCGCUCCGAUAUUGAACAGCGGCUGGUCGGAGAGACAGCAGAGCUUGAACAAGUCACUGCCGGAUUGGAAGACACCAGUUUAGCAGAUACCCCCGCCACAUCCGAUCCAGAAGAGGCAUCGAAGCCUAAAGUCGGCAAAGCGAAGCUCAAAAGGGCCAAGAAGGCGGCGCAAAAAGCCACGGGACAGUCUGAUCGUCCCAUCGCCGAGUUCACCUGCGCCGUGUGCAAAGCCGAGUUUCCCUCCAAGACAAAGCUAUUCAACCAUAUCAAGGAGAAAGAUCAUGCUGCCCCUGUAGCGCAAAUCAAAGGGGCCAAAGCAGGGAAGGGCAAGAAAAGGAGAUGA
Messenger RNA from Exophiala dermatitidis NIH/UT8656, 1644 nucleotides. RefSeq names its product DnaJ protein, subfamily A, member 5. Gene Ontology annotation, molecular function: nucleic acid binding; zinc ion binding. Lineage: Eukaryota; Fungi; Ascomycota; Eurotiomycetes; Chaetothyriales; Herpotrichiellaceae. Gene Ontology annotation, cellular component: cytoplasm. The record is from RefSeq and is a predicted model, not a curated record. The coding region runs from base 1 to 1644 and encodes 547 amino acids. The transcript has a single exon.